UCUGUUAACUGGGUUAACUGGGUUUAUAUCUGGGUUUAGUUAUGGUUUAUGGUUAUUUUAAGGGGUUAUAUCUGGGUUUAGUUAUGGUUUAUGAUAUUUUAAGGUUAUGGUUAUUGUUUUUGGUCAUUUUAAGGUUAGGUUUAUUGUUUAUGUUUAUUUUAAGAUUAGAUUUAUGGCUUAUGGUUAUUUUAAGGUUAGGGAUAUGGUCAAGGGUUAAUUGUACCAACUCUACUGUCAAAAGGACGUUGCGAUGUCGAAGUCCAAUCUUCCUCCGAGUUAUGAAGAGGCGGCACAUCAUCAGUAUGGCUCUCCACAACAGGGUGCUGGGUAUCCAUAUCCUGCGUACGGCUAUCCUCCGCAGCCAGUGGUCUACGGCGGCCAGGAGCAGCCUGGGGUUCACCCUUCGGCCGGGCCGUGGUACGGACAAGGAUACCCAGCCUCUGGGAUGCCAUCCUUCAUACCAGCCUACGUUCCCUCUGGGAUGCCUUCCUCAGACCCAGAAGUCAGAGAAGACUACGCAGCAGAUGGAUUAUGGGAAAGCAGGAGCGUCCGGCAUGCGUUCAUCAGAAAGGUUUAUCUGAUUUUAGCAGCGCAGUUAACAGUCACUGCUUCAAUAGUAGCUGUCUUCACAUUUGUUGAUCCUGUCCGGCUGUUUGUAAUCAAGUAUCCAGCUAUUUAUUGGGCAUCAUUUGCUGUGUACUUUGUGACGUAUCUUGUGUUGGUGUGCUGUGAGAAGCCACGGAGACGAGUUCCAUGGAAUUUACUCCUCCUUUUUGUAUUUACUCUUGCCAUGUCCUACAUGACAGGAACACUAGCGAGUUAUUUUGACACUAAAGCAGUGUUCCUGGCACUGGGGAUAACAGCAGUGGUGUGCAUCGCUGUCACAAUCUUCUCUUUUCAGACUAAGGUGGACUUCACCUCCUGCACUGGUCUGCUGUGUGUUCUGGGAGUGGUUGUUUUGGUUACAGGAAUCAUUACAACCAUCGUUCUCUCCUUUCAGUAUGUUUCUUGGCUUCACAUGCUCUACGCUGCUAUUGGAGCUAUAGCCUACACUCUGUUUCUGGCGUAUCACACUCAGGUGCUGAUAGGAAACCGCUCUCACACCCUCAGCCCAGAGGAGUACAUUUACGCAGCUCUGUCUCUUUACGUAGACAUCGUCCAGAUCUUCAUCUUCCUCCUGCAGAUCACAGGCAGCUCCUCAGACUGAACCCUGUGUUUGAUCAGAACUCCUCUUAAUGGCGCUGUUAUCAGCAGGCAGGAGUAAUGGAUUACAGUCUGUUGUGUUGAUUGUACAUCAUAAAGAUGCUUCUGAACUUCUGUAAAA
Astyanax mexicanus (Mexican tetra) is the source of this 1324-nucleotide messenger RNA. RefSeq names its product protein lifeguard 3. The coding region runs from base 251 to 1207 and encodes 318 amino acids. Lineage: Eukaryota; Metazoa; Chordata; Actinopteri; Characiformes; Acestrorhamphidae. Gene Ontology annotation, cellular component: Golgi apparatus; endoplasmic reticulum; membrane. The transcript is spliced from 13 exons. Gene Ontology annotation, biological process: negative regulation of apoptotic signaling pathway. The record is from RefSeq and is a predicted model, not a curated record.